Molecule: messenger RNA, 720 nt
Organism: Aspergillus campestris IBT 28561
Lineage: Eukaryota; Fungi; Ascomycota; Eurotiomycetes; Eurotiales; Aspergillaceae
Product: transcriptional coactivator p15/PC4 family protein
Exons: 2
Coding region: 131-634 (167 amino acids)
Biological process (GO): positive regulation of transcription initiation by RNA polymerase II
Molecular function (GO): transcription coactivator activity; DNA binding
Source: RefSeq, a predicted model, not a curated record
GUCUUGGCGGCAAUCCCUUCCUUCCUAAGGCGGUGGUGUCGUCUUCUGCUCUCGUAACCUACGUAAGACCGUCGUCCAUCAUCUUCACCACGUCCCACUUUAUAUCCCACUUUGCUGUCGCCUACAAGCUAUGCCUUUCACUAGAAAAAAGCGCGUGCUAAGUUCCGAUCAUGAUUCUGGCGAUGAUGAGGUCUCUCAUGUGAAGAGAGCCAAACCGAUCGGACAAAGUAAACCCGCGACCACUGCCUCAAACUCCUCCGCAAAAGUUGACGCGAAUGGUGAAAAAUACUGGGAGAUAUCUAAAAUGCGACGCGUCAAUGUCUCAUCGUUUCGAGGAAAGAAUAUGGUUAAUAUCAGAGAGUAUUACGAGAAAGAUGGGCAAGAGCUUCCUGGCAAGAAAGGGAUUUCUUUGCCCGUUGACCAGUUUGCUUGUCUCUUGAAAAUACUGCCAGAGAUAGAGACUGCGCUUGGGGAGCUUGGGGAGCCUGUUCCCCGGCCAGAAUAUGAUGCGAUUAAGAGUAACACAGACGAAGGAGAUGAGCAGCAGGGUGAAAGCGAGGGCAACAUCAAUAACCCACCAGAUUCAAAAAAGAAUAUUGAGAUGACAAGCGAGGAAGAUGAAAGUGAAGAGUAAAUUAUUACCAAGUUAAUACAGUCGAGACCAUUAUUUCAUACCAUGGCUACAUAAUUAAAACAGUUGUGCUUGGUAGUGAUUUGAAG